Messenger RNA from Botrytis fragariae, 195 nucleotides. RefSeq lists its product as uncharacterized. Bases 1 to 195 code for a protein of 64 amino acids. Lineage: Eukaryota; Fungi; Ascomycota; Leotiomycetes; Helotiales; Sclerotiniaceae. The transcript has 2 exons. The record is from RefSeq and is a predicted model, not a curated record.
AUGGUUGGCCCAACCCACAACAUCUAUGUCCAUGUUCGGGAAAUCAACAAGAAUGGCAAACCAUAUUACCCCUAUCUUCUAAAUGGGCAGUGGUGGCCUAGAUUUAACUACUAUUAUGAGGUGAUGGAUGUUCCUGGAAUCGCAUCCAGUGUCAAUGCGGAAACAGGGGGCUCAACAGGUAUUGGCUCAGGAUGA